GCAAGUACUAGCUGCAACAUCACUCCCUUUCAAAAAAUUCAAUAACAACUCUCUCUUCUUCUCUCUAUCUCUCUCUCUACUCCACUUUUCUCAAAAUCAAACCCAAAUUUCACAACUUCCAAAAUCCUCUCUCUUUCUCUUACAAGAACCUUGCGAGUUAGGUCCAAAGUUGAAAGCUUCUUCUCUCAUCAAACCCUUCUUCUUCACCACUUUUACUUUCUCCUUCUCCAAUCCCUCAAAAGCUCACAUCAAUGGGUACAUUUUCUUUUUGAGAACCGCCCAUAAUCCCCAAUGAUUAAACCCUUUUCAUGCGCGAAUCCCACUUCAUUUCUUCGUUCCUCGAGAAAGCUAAAUGUCUUAAUCAAAAACCCUUUUCUUUUUUUCCACGGAUCUGUUCUUAAUCUUCCAUAAAGAUUCAAACUUUACUCGAAAUUGUUUCAAAGUUUCGAUUUUUACAAUGGUUUCAGAAGCUUGGAUUGUGAAAAUGAGAAACCAAGUAAGUGCUAAUCUCAAACACGCUCUUCUUCUUGAAUCUUCCACUAAGAAAACCCCUAAAAGCUCUUCUCUUCCUAAACAAACAAUUGGAAUCUUAUCUUUCGAAGUAGCUAACAUUAUGUCCAAAACCAUUCACCUUCACCGUUCUCUGUCCGAUACAGAGAUCUCUAAGCUCAAAUCCGAGGUUUUUCGGUCUGAAGGAGUUAGAAAUCUUGUUUCUUCCGAUGAGAAUCAUCUUCUUGAUCUCGCUGUCUCUGAGAAGCUUGAUGAUUUGAGCCGUGUAGCUAGUGUUGUGUCUAGGUUAGGUAAGAAAUGUAACGAACCUGCUUUACAAGGAUUUGAGCAUGUUUAUGAAGAUAUAGUGAAUGGGGUUAUUGAUUUUAGGAAGUUAGGGUUCUUGGUUAAAGAUAUGGAAUCUAUGGUUAAGAAGAUGGAGAGAUUUGUGAAUGCUACUUGUAGUUUGUAUUGUGAAAUGGAAGUGAUGAAUGAGCUUGAACAAGCUAUAGUGAAGCUUCAGAGAAGUCAGCAACAUCAAGAGAGUGUUAAAGCUUUUGAACAGAAGCUUAUGUGGCAGAGACAAGACGUGAGAGGUCUUAGAGAUGGUUCGUUGUGGAACCAAACUUAUGAUAAGGUUGUUGAGAUGUUGGCUAGAACUGUUUGUACUAUUUAUGGUAGGAUUGAAACUGUUUUUGGUGGUUUGGGUUUGAGAGGGAAAAAGGAUGUGACUUUGAAGAGAGAUCGUAGCAAGAAUGAAGCGAGUAAGGUUGUUAACUCGAGGUCUGUUGCGGGGUUUAAGGAUUCGAGGAGAAGUGAAGCAGAGGAGUUUACGCGUGCAGGGGAUUUCAAUUUCCCUUGUGGGACUAAUCCUGGUAGGAUGUUUAUGGAAUGUCUUGCUAUGAAUAGGACUAUUGGUGAUGAUGAUGAUGAUGAAGAUGAUGCUCGGAUUACAUUUCCUUUGAAUACAGCUCGGAUGAUUCGGACUAGUAAGUUUGGUUUUAAGAGCAGGUUAACUCAACAUGCUUCAGCUUCAACUAUUGGAGGUUCUGCUUUAUCUUUGCACUAUGCGAAUGUUGUGAUUGUGGUAGAGAAGCUUCUCAAGUACCCUCAUCUAAUAGGCGAAGAAGCAAGAGACGAUCUUUACCAAAUGUUACCAACGAGUUUGAAAACAACGCUCAAAGCCAAUCUUAGAUCGUACUUGAAGAACAUUUCGAUCUACGACGCUCCUUUAGCUCAUGAUUGGAAAGAAACAAUAGACGGUAUACUGUCCUGGCUUGCACCUUUAGCUCACAACAUGAUCCGGUGGCAGAGCGAACGCAACUUCGAGCAGAAUAAUCAGAUUGUGAAGCGAACGAAUGUUCUUCUACUUCAGACGCUUUACUUUGCUGGUAGAGAGAAGACAGAAGCUGCAAUUUGUAAACUUCUUGUCGGGUUAAACUACAUUUGCCAUUACGAACAGCAACAAAACGCGUUGCUGGAUUGCGCGAGUAGCUUUGAUUAUGAAGAUUGUUUCGAGUGGCAGAGCCAAUGCCGUGCAGCUUACUUGGACUAACAAUUGGGGUUUUUUUUUUCUUCUUUCUUUCUUCUUCUUAGUGUUGUUUUAUAGAUACAUUUGUUUAUGAUUCAACACAAUGUGAAUAUCUAAAUCUCUAGUUUCGUUUGCAUACAUAAAAAAAAUGAUUGUGAAAAUUGAAGUUCUAUUGUUGAUUA
This is a messenger RNA of Arabidopsis lyrata subsp. lyrata, 2202 nucleotides long. RefSeq lists its product as uncharacterized. Gene Ontology annotation, biological process: positive regulation of growth. The coding region runs from base 458 to 2044 and encodes 528 amino acids. NCBI's taxonomy places the organism in Eukaryota, Viridiplantae, Streptophyta, Magnoliopsida, Brassicales, Brassicaceae. The record is from RefSeq and is a predicted model, not a curated record. The transcript has a single exon.